AUGAAUUCUGCAACGAUGAAAUCAGAACAACUUACUCCGAAACUUUCACCAAUGUCAUUUUGUUUGGAUGAUCAAAAAAAUGCAGGCACUUUUCAAAGUAUACUAAACUCACCUACAAAACUAAAAUUGGACACUGGCCCUAUUAGUAACUCCUUGUUAUAUCCAACAUCACUUUCUAAAUUGAGCGAGUUGUCAAGAAGUGGACGCUCAAAGCAAAGAAGAGGUUCCGAUACUAUGAGGUCAGUAUCACCUAUCAGAUUCCAGUUUCUAAAUAAUACUCCAAAGAUGUUGAAACCUGAGUAUUUAUCUCAAACGACCAAUAAUCUUCCAUUGUUGUCUGCUCUGCUGAAGAAUAACAAGAAAACCACAAAAUCAACUACUAAUGAAGAUCAGAGUCUAAAUCCUGAUCCGUUGAGCAUAGAGAAAAACAUCAUUAAACAAUCUAUCAAAGACAAAUUAGAGCAGUUGCGCAGUUCAGAACCUAUUUCUCAAGUGCAAAAAGAAGAACGAAAACCAUCACCACAUGAUAUCAAGGACUUUACAGAAGAGACAAUUAACCAAAAAAAUGCCGAAAGUUCAGGUCUUUUAUGCACACCUGUUUCUGUAACUCCUUUUGAGGAUACAGUUAGUCAUGAAAUGCCCAAAGCUGAAGACAAGGGAAAUAGGGUUAUCUCUAACGGUUCCACUCAGUGCUCACAAACUGAAAUAAACGAAAUGCCUAAAGAUUUAAACUUGGACGCUUUACCUACCGAUAAAAAUGGAUUUGUCCAAUAUGGCCUCAAAAAUAAUAACAGUAACAAUAGAUAUAGUUUUAUCUCUUCUACGUCCACUGACUAUGAACCAGAGUGGUACGACGGACAGCAACACAUCUCAAUGCAUAUGCCAUCUAUGACCAGUACCGAGGAAGUCAAUAGUCGUGACAAAUCGAAUUUAGAUAUAAAAAUUAAACAGCUGGAACUUGAAAUUACAGAACUAAAGCUACAAAAUGAAAAGCUAGUUCACUCCAUGACCACGAACAGAUACAUAGAAGAAAGGUUUAUGCUAGAAGUCAUGAAAGACCCUAGUAUACACGCGCAAAAAUCUCAAAGGGAUAUCGAGAGAAAGGUGAAACAAUUGGAGAAGAAAUUCUUUAAUUGUAAAAAAGUCCUCAAGAAAUUGACUGAAUCCCCCUCAGUAGUGGCCCCAUCCACUUCAAAAACUGAUGGGAAUUCAGCAAGGAUUCCAUGUCCUAAGACCAGAUUGGCACGUGUUUCCGUUUUAGACCUGAAAAAAAUUGAAGAACAGCCUGACUCUUCAUCAGGGAUAUCAUCUGAGGAGGAUCAUUCCACAAACGAAGAUUUGAAUAUCGCUUAUGAAGAACCAAUUUCUUCUCUUUCAUCAACAGCGUCUAAGCAGAGCAGAAAGAGUAGGAGAGGUUUCCAACUCAACCUCCCUGUCCAAACAGAAAAGGACGGAAAAUAA
This is a messenger RNA of Saccharomyces mikatae IFO 1815, 1461 nucleotides long. RefSeq names its product Mmr1p (gene MMR1). NCBI's taxonomy places the organism in Eukaryota, Fungi, Ascomycota, Saccharomycetes, Saccharomycetales, Saccharomycetaceae. The record is from RefSeq and is a predicted model, not a curated record. Bases 1 to 1461 code for a protein of 486 amino acids. The transcript has a single exon.